CAAACAUGUACUCACAGCAACCUGUAGGAACUGGACAGCUGCCCCUCGCGGGCGCAAUCCUGUGCUGCACCGCCCUGCCGCACGAGCAACGCGUAGGAUGGACUUGCAUUUGCCAUGUACCGCCAGCUGAUAUGCUCUGACAGGCACACCUCUCGGUCAUCGGCGCACAGAUGGGCGCGACCAUCAAGCUCGACCUCACCUCCGACGUAACUCACCUUAUCGCCGGCAACGCGGACAGCGCCAAAUACCGCUAUGUCGCCAGGCUCCGAGAGGAUGUCAAGGUCUUGUCGCCGGGUUGGCUGGAGGCGCUGCGCGAGGUCUGGAUGGAGGGGGACGACGGCAUGGACGUGGCAGGCUUAGAGAAGCAGUACCGUCUGCCCACAUUCUUUGGACUCAAAAUCUGCCUUACGGGCUUCGACAACCCGGAGCAACGGAAGUAUAUUCAAGAGACAGUCGACCAGAACGGGGCUGAGUAUCAUGGCGAUCUCACCAAGAGCGUCACCCACCUCAUUGCCGCCGCCCCGACUGGUAAGAAAUACGAGCAUGCGCUUAAUUGGCGCAUUAACAUUGUCUCCCUAGAAUGGUUUGUGCAAAGUCUCGAGCGGGGCAUGGUGCUGGAAGAGGCGCGCUAUGACCCCACACUGCCAGCGGAAGAGCGCGGGAAGGACGCAUGGAUUCGCACCGAGAACCCUUCACCGGCUCUUGGCAAGCGCAUGCGGGAUGCCGAACAGCCUCAAUCCCUCAAUCCCAAUCGACGGAAGCUUCGUCGCGCAGCCAGCACAAAACUCGGGUUUCAAGGCGAUGCGUUGUGGGCUGAGAUCAUCACGCCAUCUGGUGACCAAGGCAAGACCGAAGAGGACGAGUGGAAAGAGGACAAUUUGUUCCAGCAGACGACACCGCACGAAGACUCGCCUGUGAUACUCCAUGACGACGAAGCACCUCAUCCAGACGAGCCCGAGGACACCGAUGCACCUACACCUGCCGCCGCAGCUCCGUCACCGCCACCAGAAUUAUUUCGAGGCGAAGGCAUCUUCCAAGGUCGCGUCAUCGGCAUUCAAGGCUUCGAUCAAGACAAGAACAGCAUUCUACAAAACCAUCUAGAGAAGAACGGCGCCCGUGUCCUAGGCAGCGAUGACUUGGAGAAACUCACUUCAUCGAAUCUCAGGCGUGGAUAUCUCGUGAUACCGCAUGAUGUUGAGGUCGAUGCUGUGUCCCGAUCGCUUCCGGAGCGCGCCGGAUCCUUAAUGAACCUCGUUACUAAUUGGUGGGUUGAGCGCUGUCUCUAUGGGAAGCGCCUAGUAGACCCCACAGACGACGUCUUGAGUCGACCUUUCGAUAAGCUUAGCAUCAACGGGUUCUCCGGUCUAACUGUGAACUCGACGGGAUUUUCUGGCAUCGAGCUCCUGCAUGUGACGAAAGCUGUUACACUCAUGGGUGCAAACUAUGACGAACAAUUGCACGCCAAAACCUCGGUCAUCAUCUGUAAUAGCCGAAAGCCAGCCCCACAAAAACUGAAGUUCGCCACGAAUAGACAUAUCCCAGCUGUGCAUGCAGAAUGGCUGUGGGAUUGUUUGCGCACUGGCGCGUUGCGACCGUUCAGCAGUUACAUGCUGAAUACGCUUGAACCGCGCCAGCCUCAGAAGACGCGGCCAAGGCCUCAGUUGGCUGAGAAACCCACGCUUGCGUCCGCCAAACAGGACACUUCGAAGCCUCAAGAAAAAGAACGUAGAGCAGAACCACCAAAGAUUGUGACAAAGCCACAAUACUCUCGUGCACGAGGGCCUCAAGGACCCCGAGCUCUUGACCUUGCCCCCUCAGCGGGUGCAACACCUGCUUCCACAGGUGAUCUUCUUAUAAUGCAAGCAGAAAGCACUCGCACUUCCCACGCUAUUGAUAAUGAAGACUUAUUCAGGGGCUUCGACGGCAAUCCAUCGAUGCCACUGCAGGACAUUGAUGCUAAUUCCCCACGACGUCCAUCCACAUCAUCCACAGGGUCAACUACCCAUGGCAAAUUCAAGGCUAGACAUAGGAGCUCAUCUGCUGAAUCUUUGAUCAGAGCUGCGCCUGCACCGCGCACCACAAGGCCAGCUCGAGAACCAUCACCCGAUUCUGUAAUCCCCGCGCCAUCCGAGCCACCAGCACCAGUGUCUGAGCAUCAGCCUCCGGUCAGGGAACCCGAAGAAGAGAAAGACUAUUCCGACCUGCUCUCCAAACUGCGCGCAAACCGUAAAGACGCGCCAACGCCUGAAGACCAAGCUGACGAGAAGCGACGUCGACGCCGCCAGCUGGGCCGCGCAACAUCCACGCACUCAAUAGGGUCUACAGGGGAUGUUAGCUCGGGCAAUCUUGGUCUGGACGCCGAAGAUGAGGAUGAGACGAUCGUCAUCAAUGAGUAUCAGCCCAGCCAGGAGUUGGGGUGGGAUAGCCCCGGUGCUGCAAAAGCGAGAGAAACGAUGAUUAAGAAGCUGGGUGGCACGCUGAAAGAGAAGAGUGUGCCUGUAAAAGCUAUUGGUGGCGCGAUGGACGGGCCGAGCGAGAGUAAGCUGGCCGGCAGGGCAAAUCGGAAGAGAAGGCCAGGUUUCUAAAGAACGAUUAUGAGCGAAGAGUCAAGUAGAGACGUGUCAGUGGGAACAAUUGGUUAGACACAUAUCACGAGCAUAGCGCGGCGCACUUCCCAAUC
Molecule: messenger RNA, 2680 nt
Organism: Didymella exigua CBS 183.55
Lineage: Eukaryota; Fungi; Ascomycota; Dothideomycetes; Pleosporales; Didymellaceae
Exons: 5
Coding region: 171-2585 (804 amino acids)
Biological process (GO): mitotic G2 DNA damage checkpoint signaling; mitotic DNA replication checkpoint signaling; DNA replication initiation
Source: RefSeq, a predicted model, not a curated record